AUGGCUGUUGACAAGAUCAAGCCUUUCAACGAUCCUCGAGUACAAUUGCGUUCGGCUGUUCUCAAUGGCCUUAGCUAUGGCUAUCUCUACUCUGAGCCUCCUCCGUCUGUCGCUCGACGAGGUACUGUCCUGCUUAUACAUGGAUUCCCUGAUCUUUCCUUCGGAUGGAGAUAUCAGAUCCCAUAUUUAACUUCGCUCGGUCUCAGCGUAAUUGCGCCCGACUGCGUUGGAUAUGGUCGGACUGAUUCUCCUUUGCACACCUUAUCCGACUUUGGGUACAAACGAGCCGCAGAUGACCUGGCCACGUUAUGCGAGCAACUUGGUUUGACAAAGAUUCUUCUGGGGGGCCAUGACUGGGGCUCUGCUAUUGCGUGGCGGAUGACCCAAUACUACCCAAAGCUGAUCAGGGCCCUAUUCACUUUCUGCACACCUUACUUCCCUCCGUCACUUCGCUAUGAACCGCUCGCAAAUAUUAUACGCAAUUACAUGCCAAAUCUGGGCUACCAAGCUCAUAUGAUCUCUGGGGAAGUCGAAGACAAUGUCCGGUCGCGUUCUGAGAUCCGUGCCUUUUUGAACGCCGUCUUCAGCUCGCUCAAUUCCGCGCGCCUAGACCGACAAGCAGGCUUCGACGUGUAUCGAGGAAUCGAUUUUGGCCUUGUUUUGUCUGAGUCAUUUCCCCUUACCGACCUCGUUAGUAGUGAGGAGCUCGACUUCUACGCCUCUGAAUUUUCUCGCAACGGCAUCCGUGGCCCUAUGAACUGGUACCGCACUCGAGAAAUCAACUGGACAGACGAAUACGGAUUUUUCUUUGACCACGGCAAAAUCCCCAAACCGAAUCUCCGAUUCGGCGCCACCCACGAAAUAUUGUUUGUUCGAGCCACACACGACCCGGCUAUCACCGACGAUAUGGUUGCCCGCAUGCGGCCUAAAGUCGACAAGUUGACAUACCACGAUCUAGAGUGUGGACAUUGGAUGCUUUGGGAGAAACCAGCGGAAGUUAAUCGUAUUCUCGGGCAGUGGUUGGAAGAUAAGGUCUUCAAGGAGGAACUCGCCAGCAAGUUGUAA
Messenger RNA from Rhinocladiella mackenziei CBS 650.93, 1065 nucleotides. RefSeq lists its product as uncharacterized. The record is from RefSeq and is a predicted model, not a curated record. Gene Ontology annotation, molecular function: hydrolase activity. Bases 1 to 1065 code for a protein of 354 amino acids. Lineage: Eukaryota; Fungi; Ascomycota; Eurotiomycetes; Chaetothyriales; Herpotrichiellaceae. The transcript has a single exon.